AAAUUGACCUUCAUUCACUCAUUUUUUCAUCAUUAUACAUUGAGCUCAUAGCAUAGUUGGAUCUCCACGUUGGUCCCCAUUUUUCCCCACUCGGCCCCUGUCUUAGAAAAGUGCAAAUGUUCUUUUUUUCACUGCUUGUCAUUAUUUCUUCGGGGAUUGUACCUGCCCUCUCGGCACCACCCGCAUACACGUCUAAAGGCGCCGUAGAUUGUUCACCUCGAUUCAAUCAAUACGAAACAACCGACAUUGCAUCGGCGAGCUAUGAUAAGACCGGAGAUUUGCGCCAUUCAGUUUGUUCCCCGGAGCCUCAUGACAUAGAUCCCGAUUCCGGCCAUAGAAAAGGAGGCGACCAAGCGCAUAUAGGCUUCGACCGAUCGAUUGCUCGUACUGAGCCCAAAGAUUUGAGCGCUUUAGGCGCCGGCGACCAAGUAAUUACUAACUAUGAUGACAUUGCCAAACUCGAUCAUCACCCGAAGAAGUUAUCAUGGGAUUUGCUCAAGCAACUAACAAAAGAGACAAUCCCCCGUAUUGUAUUGGUCAAUUUCGUUGUGGCCCUGAUCGCAAAGUGGCACGAUCGCUAUUAAAAAAUUACUUGAUUCACCGUAAAAUUGGCCUGCAAGUCACCGAAGCGGAUUCAGAUUGAUAGGAGGUGUGGUUUUAGAUGCUUCAUAACACUUCUGAGUGUCAAAUAUAUGUGAUGUGGAACUUCUUCUGCAAACUUUCUCCGACUCGGCUUGUACUACUUCCUUUGUUCAUUCUUUAGUUUCAUUUAAGGAUAAGUAAUGCAUGUGCUCCUUCUUUCUCCGAGUCCUUACAUUUCAAUACUUUAA
Molecule: messenger RNA, 830 nt
Organism: Puccinia graminis f. sp. tritici CRL 75-36-700-3
Lineage: Eukaryota; Fungi; Basidiomycota; Pucciniomycetes; Pucciniales; Pucciniaceae
Exons: 3
Coding region: 117-584 (155 amino acids)
Source: RefSeq, a predicted model, not a curated record